Labrus mixtus (cuckoo wrasse) is the source of this 1921-nucleotide messenger RNA. RefSeq lists its product as uncharacterized. Bases 497 to 1729 code for a protein of 410 amino acids. The transcript has 3 exons. NCBI's taxonomy places the organism in Eukaryota, Metazoa, Chordata, Actinopteri, Labriformes, Labridae. The record is from RefSeq and is a predicted model, not a curated record.
AAACCAUUAUCCACGAAAAUAGCGAAUAGAAGUCGCUGUUACUGAAUAAUAGUGUCAUGUCUUGUAAUUUUUUACAGCGGUUUAUCAUCUCAAAAUAACUAAUAUCCGUAAAACUUGUUUGACAUGAAUCUCAUUAUAGAUCAUUGUUUGCAUACGAUCGGAAAACGGCUUUCUUCCUGUCUUUUUGUAAACGUGUUAUGUUAAUUAUUAACUUGUAGCUUACUGUUUAUAUUCCCUGUGGAUUUUAGCUAACUAACUGUUUCUUAGAAUUUAAUAAUUUGACACAAACUUGGUAAUGGAAAAGCUAAUAGUUUAUAUCAAGGUCUCCAAAGAGAUCCAAAAGUGCAAUUCUGGUCACAUCCGCUAGUGUGUGCUAGUGUUACCAUAUGAUACAGGCCAACCUAUAACAGGGACUGGUGUAGUUCCUUGAAAAUUGUAUUUUUUGCUACAUUAAAAUAUCUGUUUCUUUGUAUUUCAAACAAGCUUCUUAGCCAACAUGCCCCGCUCAGUCAAGUCCCUAGUUGACAAGCGUGGACUUAGGUCAUCUUCCCAAGUGAGCACGCCUCCAAUAGAGGACCUGGAAGUGGAAGAUAUUAUACCAGGUCGCUUAACUAAGGCCCAAUGGACAGACCUGUUGAUCCAGGAGGAUUCAGAUGAGAUAGUCGGGGAAAUAAUGGAGGAACUGUUCAGCAAAGUCAUGGAAGGCUGUUUCAAGGUGCACAUUAAAAAACAGCUGGCACCUUUUUCCGCAUUCUGGGCCAAGAGCUACCUCACAGAGAUUGUGGAGCAGCAAAUCAUGUGCUUAGAUGACGAAGAACAAGAGGAAGCAGCUAAAACAGAAGACUCAGAGCCGACGGCAACCAUUCUAGAUACCUGGGCUCAAGGAUGUGUGCCUGUAAUAAAGGUGGCUGAUAUUGGUAAUGUCUCACAAAUAGAGCCAAGUCUAAACCAACAAUGUAAAACAACAGUCCAAAAAAGCAGUUCCCCAAAGCAAUCUAAGGAGCAAACAAGUCCUGAGAGGCCUCUCACUGACAAGCACUAUACAGUGCUUACUCCUUGCCCACCACCCAAAAUGAAUAGGAAAAAAUUGCAGCCGGUAAAUCUACAUCCAAAGCCAGUUCAAAGCAAACUACUGCCACCCCUGUCCUGUUCAGUAGAGAAAAAGAACAGGGUGUUAGCCAGUACAAAUGGGAAGCAUUCCGUAUCUAGCCCUAUAACUGGAUCUUCUUAUCAACUAAAGGACAGAAAACCCAUACCCAAGCUUGACCCCUCCUGCUUGCCGCGACACUGCAUCUUUCCUCAGCACGAGAUUGUGGAUAAAAACUACUCACAGUCCAUCUCCAAGAAACCAAGGGCUAACAAGCAGCAAAGUGAGCGGACAGAAAUCUCACUGAAGCCGCUAACCAGCUCCAAGGAUGAGCCAGCAAAGUUUCAGAGAAGUCAGGCAGAUGUCUGGCUGAAAAAGUUGUCAACUUCUAAACAUAGAAAGGAAGGAGUAGGUUCCUCUGGGCCUUUGCGGUUGGACACAAUGGAUUUGGCCAAAGGUGUUUCUUUCCAUGAAUCUCAGACAGUUGACAUUAACCCUGCCAAACGUAACCCUUCUGCCCACUCUACCGAUCUGAGUCUGAUACGAAGUGAUGCAGCUGUGCCACUCUUUUCAAUUGAUCAGGUUACCCAAGGUCCAUCACCUCAUUCAUUGUUUCAGUUCAAGAACUGCAACAACUCUUAAUAAAAUGUGAUCAUACGUGUCCAUAGCUGUUUUUAGAGCAGGUUGAGUUAUACGUUUUUGAAAUAAAAAUAUCCUAAUACGAAACCACAUGAUCAGCUGUGGGCUUUGUUGUUAUGAUUCAAUCUAAUCUACCUAAUUCUACCUGUUAACUACUGUGCAUUUAUAAUACCAAAAGUAGAAUAAUGUACAUGU